UAAAAAAAGUGAAAACUGCUGCUGCUGCUGUGUGUGUGUUGGCCAUUCGUAUCUGUUGUGUUCGUUUUUUUUUUCGUUGACUCAAUACAAAAACGCGCUGAGCCAUUGUCGAUGGACGGUUCAUUGUCAACCUAAAAUCAUUUGUUUAAUAUUGAUUUCAAUCAAAAUUUUCUGAUUGUUGAAUUCAUUCCUUUUCUCUACGGAAACAUAAAAAUCUAAAUGGAUACUAAUAUUACUAAAGAAGAGAAUAAUAAUACAGAAGAAUUGGUUACAGAUGUAAAAGAUCAAAAUUUUAUGGCCGAAAUGGUUGAAGUUCGUGUUAAAAUGUACAUGUGUCGUAUAUGUGGUAUACGUUAUGAUAAUAUGGAAUCAAUGAAACAACAUUAUAAUGAAGACCAUCAAACAUCAAGUGUUGAAGAUGAUCCAAUGAAUGAAAAAAUUACAUCGAUUAAAGAAGAAAUAAUGGAAGAUGAUGAAGAAACAAUUGAUGAUAGUGAAACAACACAUACAAAUUAUGUUAUUAUUGGUGAAGAUGGUCAACCAAUCGAUUUACCAAUGGAUAGUAUACAAGUUUUACAAAUUGGUGAUGGUAGUGAAAAUGGUGGACAAAUAGUAUUUCGUGUUAUUGAUCAAGAUGAUGAACAUGUUAAUGAUGGUAAUGGUAAUGAUGAAGGUGGUGAUAAUUUGGAAGAACAACAAGUUAAUGAAAUGGCUAUUAUUAGCGAAGAAACGGCUAUUGUUCCAGUCGAAAUGGCUUCAAUUGGUGAAGUUAUUGAUCGCCGCCGUACAAGACAAAAUGAUGAUGAUAAUAAUCAUCAAUUAGAUGAUCAUGAUGAUCAAUCAUCAACAACAAUACCAAUAACACCAUCUAAACGUGGUCGUAAACGUAAAAAUCAAUUAGAAUCACCAUCAAAUACCUCAUCGACAACAACAUUAGCAACAACAAGAUCUAAACGUAUGGUUGUACCAAACAUUAAAUCAGAAUUUGUUUAUGAAGGUUUAUCACAAUCAAUUGAAACACCAAUACAAACAUCAAAACAAUCUAGACAAUCAGAUCAAUCAUAUACAUUUAUACGUGAAGGUGGUGUUAUAACUGCAUUUCAAGUUUCAAAUGAAUUAGAAACAUCAACAAUAACAAAAACUAAUGAUGAUGAUGAUAAUGAUAAUGGUACAGAAGAAGCGACAACGACAAAUGAUGAUAAUGGUGGUGGUGGUGGUGUUUCUUGUUCUACAAGAAAACCACAUCGUCGUAAUAUUAUCGAUAAUGAUGAUGAUGAUGAAGAUUAUCCAGCUGAUUAUACACCAACAUCUAAAGUUAAAAAAGGUCGUCAAGUUGAACCAAAAGAAGAGGAUAGCCAUUUAAGAAGAUUUCCAUGUCCAUUUCAAGGUUGUAAAUAUAUUGCAAAAUAUCGUUCAAAUUUAUGGGAUCAUAAAAAAACACAUACCGGAGAAAAACCAUAUGCUUGUAAUUGGCCAUCAUGUUCAAUGCGUUUUUCACAAACACAUCAAUUAAAAUUACAUUUACGUUCGCAUACAGGUGAACGUCCAUAUGUUUGCGAUUGGCCUGGUUGUAAUUCUGCAUUCAGCCAAAAACCGGGAUUAAAAUCACACAUGUUAACACAUACGGGUGAAAAACCCUUCAAAUGUGAUUUUCCUGGAUGUGGUUGGACAUUCCGUUUGAAAGGUGCAUUAACCGAUCAUAAACGAGCAAUACAUGAAAAUGCUAAAAAACAUGUUUGUGAAUGGCCUGGUUGUAAUAAACGUUUUCUUCAACAAUGUCAUCUAAAAAAACAUAUUAUGGGACAUGCCGAUAUUAAACCAUUCGCUUGUGAUUGGCCUAGUUGUAAUUAUAAAGCUGUUACAAUGGCAUAUGUUACAAAUCAUCGUAAAACACAUACCGGAGAAAAGAAUUAUGAAUGUACAUAUCCUAAUUGUAAUAAAAGAUUUGUUAAAUCAAGUCAUGUUAAUCGUCAUCGACAACGUUGUCAUCCAGAAUUAUUCAUUAUCGAUAUGGAACAAGGUGAAUUUAUUGAUGAUGAUGAUGAUGAUGGUGAUGAUUAUGUUGAAGAUGAAGAUAAUAAUGAUGCAAAUGUUGAUACUGCUAAACAAAUGGCUAAUCAAAAUGGCGAUAAUAAUACUACGGGUACAGAAGAAGAAGAAUCGGCCACAACAACAACUAUUUUCAUUCAACAACAAGAUAAUGAUGGUAAUGAUAAUGACCCGAAAACAACAACAACAACAAAUGAAAAUAUUCAAAUUAUUAAUGGUGAUAAUGUUGAAAAUUCACAUUUUAUUCUAACUACAACAGAAGAUUCUGAUGUUGACCAACAACAACAACAACAACAAUUAAUAAUGGAAAUGAAAAAAGAACAUUUAGAUAAUAAUGAUGAACAGAUUCAAAUGGAAAAACAAAAACAAACUGAACAACAACAACCAAAAGAAUCUUCAGCCAAGGAAACGGUAACAAUAAAUCCGAAAAAUUCGCCGGCAACAAAAACAAAAACAUCGACGGCAGCAGCAACAGCAGCUACACCUACCCGAAUGACAACCAGAAGUCGAGGUUCGGCUAAAACAACAACAUCGUGAAGCGGAAAUAGUUUUUUGCUACUGAUGAUUUGAAUGUGAGCCAUGAGAGUGAGAUUGAGUGAAAACAAAACAACAACAAAAAAUUUAUUAAAAUUCGAUCGAUAUAUCGAUUGUUAUCGUUUAUUGUUUAUUGGUUUGUAUUUUUUUUAAAUUCCCCCAACGCUAUCAGUUAUUUUGAUAUUUUUUGUUCACCCGGAUUUCCCUUUAAAUAUUGUAUUCAUUCAUUCAGAAGAAGAAGAAAAAACAUUCAAUUCUUAUUCAACAAUCAACUCUAACAUUAACUACUAAACAGACAUCACUU
Molecule: messenger RNA, 2887 nt
Organism: Dermatophagoides pteronyssinus (European house dust mite)
Lineage: Eukaryota; Metazoa; Arthropoda; Arachnida; Sarcoptiformes; Pyroglyphidae
Biological process (GO): regulation of transcription by RNA polymerase II
Cellular component (GO): transcription regulator complex; PcG protein complex; chromatin
Molecular function (GO): RNA polymerase II cis-regulatory region sequence-specific DNA binding; DNA-binding transcription factor activity, RNA polymerase II-specific
Source: RefSeq, a predicted model, not a curated record